GCAAAUUCCAAGGCAAAGCGAUCAGAACACAUACAACAGUAUCUCAACAACCAAGAGUACCGCGACUCCAAGGAAGCUAAACAGAACGAGUAUAUCAGAAUUACACAGAACAUUGGCAACUGCAAACAGAUUCAUCGCCUAAACAAUUGCAUCUUGCAAACAAGAUGGUCAGGUCGACUCAUCUGGGAGACCCACGAGCCAUUGGUGGCCAAGGACGAUGGCGUACCAGGAGUAUGCGCUUCCUGUGACAGCGUCUUUACACGCAAGUUCUGGUGGCGCCGGAAGCAGGCUGACGAGAAAUCCAUUGGCAAGAUGGACAAGAAGCCUGGUGAACUGGUUCUCGACUGCCAUAGUUGUUUCUGUAACAUGGACUGGGAGAAAGCCUUACCUUUGGGCUACAAAGGGUAUGUAUUUGGCCGUGGAAAAAGUCUCAGGCAGCCAGUUANNGGGGAGAACUAUCCUCCAUCUUCUCCGCCU
Molecule: messenger RNA, 477 nt
Organism: Aureobasidium vineae
Lineage: Eukaryota; Fungi; Ascomycota; Dothideomycetes; Dothideales; Saccotheciaceae
Source: the annotation of a GenBank genome assembly